Molecule: messenger RNA, 927 nt
Organism: Dreissena polymorpha
Lineage: Eukaryota; Metazoa; Mollusca; Bivalvia; Myida; Dreissenidae
Product: adhesion G-protein coupled receptor G6-like
Exons: 1
Coding region: 1-927 (308 amino acids)
Biological process (GO): cell surface receptor signaling pathway; G protein-coupled receptor signaling pathway
Cellular component (GO): membrane
Molecular function (GO): G protein-coupled receptor activity
Source: RefSeq, a predicted model, not a curated record
AUGGAAAAACGCUCGAAAUAUUUUACCAAAGUGUCAUCCAAUCCUUCAAAAACCAGUGCGGUAUUUGGCUAUAUCUCCUUGAUAUGCUUAUCCAUAUCCAUACUAUCGCUGAUAGCCACGCUUAUCGUUUAUAUAAUACUACCAAAUCUACGAACACUGCCGGGCCUAAAUAUUAUGUCAUUGUCUACAUGGUUACUGAUUUCCAGUUCGCUGCUGUUUGCUAAUAAUUUUGUUACUGUUGAUGUUGAAUGGCUCUGUAAAACACUCGGGUUUUUACUUCAUUUUAGUUUGCUGUCCGGAUUCGGUUGGAUGUUCAUAUGCACGUUUCAUAUAAUGCGAACGUUCACCAGUUUGACUAACCAUAGCAAGAAUGCACCAAUUCCAUACAGUACAUACGUAAGAUACGUGGCUGUCGCGGAGAUUUUGGCGAUAGUUCUGUCUGCUUCUCAUGUAAUAGUAUCAAUGAAAACAAAUAACACAUUUGGCUAUGGCGGUCAUCCUUGUUACCUCACCAAUCCACGGAUGAACCUGUUCUUUGUUGCAAUUCCUAUUUCUGUAGUGAUGGUAACUAAUUUGGUCAUGUUCAUUUCCGUUAUCGUAAAACUUAUGCGUCUCCCUCAAUUGAACGGUACAAAAUCUCGCGAGAGAAAUAAUAUAACAAUAUUCAUCAAACUGUCAACAAUCACUGGCAUGGCAUGGAUAUUUGGGAUCGUUUAUGAGCUAACCGACGUAGAGUUGUUUGGAUUUCUUUUCAUAAUUUUCAACGCCAGUCAAGGCGUUUUGAUUAUGUUCUCAUUCGUGAUAAACAAACGUGUUGCCAGCUUGCUCUUCAAAAACACAUUCGCUGCGCCCAAAAGCUUGUCCACAAAUCAAACUAAAACUCGUCCCACCAAGGAAAUGGCCCAGGCUUCUCAACACGUGACGUAG